Canariomyces notabilis is the source of this 1719-nucleotide messenger RNA. RefSeq lists its product as uncharacterized. The transcript is spliced from 2 exons. The record is from RefSeq and is a predicted model, not a curated record. Gene Ontology annotation, molecular function: FAD binding; oxidoreductase activity. The coding region runs from base 1 to 1719 and encodes 572 amino acids. Lineage: Eukaryota; Fungi; Ascomycota; Sordariomycetes; Sordariales; Chaetomiaceae.
AUGACACAUGACUGUGACGUCCUCAUCGUGGGUGCUGGGCCUGUCGGGACAACUCUGGCACUGGAGCUCGCUCUUCACCACGUAUCCUUCCGCAUUGUGGACCAAGCACCAGUGCGAAGCAACAAGAGUCGGGCCCUGGUUGUCCAGCCCCGUACUCUCGAGCUCCUGAACCGGCAUGGAGCAUCCGACGUCCUUGUUCGUCGAGGCCGCAGUAUUCGAGGUGGCGCUGCCUACGUCAAAGGGCAACUUGCAGUCAACCUCGAUUUCGAUGACCUCGGUGUCACUGACACCGAAUUUGUCCUGCCGCUCAACAUAUCCCAAGCCGAGACCGAGUGCUUUCUCGAUGACUGUCUCUCCAAAUACAAUAUCGUUAUCGAGCGGCCCUUCACUGCUACGCAAAUAGUCCAGGACGACAACGGCGUCAACACGACGCUCAAGAGUUCCGACGGGAAGACCAUCUAUGUCCGCUCCAAGUACGUCGUCGGAUGUGAUGGAGCCCACAGUCUCGUCCGCAAGACGGCAAAGACGCUCAAGUUCGAAGGUGCCGCCUAUCCACACGAUUUUCUCCUAUGUGACGUGCACCUACACGACUCCAAUCUCCCACAAGAUCGUGUCUCGCUCUUUCUCAACCCCAAGGGCGUUCUCGCACUCUUCCCUCUGAGCGACAAAACCAUCCGCAUCGUCGCGUCAGGCGACGGAGUUAUCCCCAAGGACCAAGAGGAGCCGACCCUGGAGCAAUUCCAGUCCUACUUCAGUGCCGUCACGCAGCCGGGUUCUGGGACGCUCAGGGAUCCGGUCUGGAUAUCCCGCUUCCGGCUCCAUCACAGAUGUGUCAACCACUACCGCGAAGGCCGUCUUUUUCUCGCCGGCGACGCCGCCCACAUCCACUCACCCGCCGGCGGACAGGGCAUGAACGCGGGCAUGCAGGAUGCCAUCAACCUCGGCUGGAAGCUGGCCCUCGCUCUGAAAUACCUCCGGGACGCGGACGACGCCGGGGGCAAAGAUGCCUCCGCUGCCCGUGCCCGUGCCCGUGCCGACGCCCUCCUAGAUACCUACGAUGCCGAGCGCCGUCCCGUGGGCUACGCCCUUCUCAAGGGGACGGACAGAGUGUUUACCUUUACCUCGAGCACCAAUCCCUUUUUCCAUCUCAUCCGGGACUUUCUUGUGCGCUACAUCUUCCCUUUCGUGGUGCGCAAUAAACAGCGCCGGUUGGGCUUUUAUCAAUUCAUGUCCGAGUUUGGGGUCACCUACAGGGGCUGUAGCCCAAUUGUAGGAACUGCGCAAGGGUUCCGGGGCCCCGUGCAGGGUGGUGAUCGGCUGCCUGACGGCAAGCUUAGGAAGACGACUACGAAGAGUGUUUCGGAGGGUGGUGACGAGGGCGGAAAGGAGACGACGUUGCAUCGGGUGUGUGUGGGCGGUGCGCAUCACUUUAUGAUCUUUGCUGGCUCUGGGGAUGAUGAUGUCUGGGAGGAGAGUAAACUCGUCGCUGCGGGAGAAACUGUCGUGAAAGCUUUCAAGAGCGAUGUGGAGCUGCACUUCAUACAAGCUGAAACAAGCCUGGUUGGAUCGGGUGAUGAGUGGUUUACGGAUCCGGAGGGCAAGCUACACACGCAGUUUGGGUUCACAAGGCCAGCCUACGUCCUCGUAAGGCCCGACGGGUACGUUGCGCAUAUUGGGCCUUUGGCUCAGCUGCAGCAGCUGAUUUCCUUCUUGGAGUAA